This is a messenger RNA of Hydatigera taeniaeformis, 654 nucleotides long. The record is from the annotation of a GenBank genome assembly. NCBI's taxonomy places the organism in Eukaryota, Metazoa, Platyhelminthes, Cestoda, Cyclophyllidea, Taeniidae.
UGUACGGACACUGAUGCAAGCGAUUUGCCAAAUAGGAAAGACGCUGCAACAGUAGACAUUGGCGUGGGGGUGAAAAAUGGGGUGUGUUUAAAUGCCAAACCAGGCAGCCUCUUAAAGCCGGGUCGAAGCGUGGACGGCUGGGAGGAUGUAAGGACGUUUGCAUUGAGUGGCGAAUGGGGAGGUAAAAGGUCGAAAAGUGGCACUUCUGGUGCCCUCUUCAUCAAAUCUCCUCUCUACUUAAUGCAGUCAUGCAUGCAACUCCUCAACACCCCUUUCAAUCUCACCUCUUGUUGUGUCAGUCCACCUCCAGGGUUUGCAUUUCACGAGAGAUUGAUUGGCCUCGCCACCUCACAUGCCGCCAUAUCGCAACAAGUAACUCAUCAUCUCAUCCUCCUCCUCCUCCUCCUCCUCCUCCUCGUCCUCGUCCUCAUUCUCCUCGCCCUCAUUCUCCUUCGCCUAGUUGACACUGAGUCAAUCAAUCUAACAUCCACCUUUCGCUACAUUUACUGUUUCACCAUCGUCAGCCUCACGAUAGCAGCAACAACACCAUCAACUCUUCUCCUACACAGAAAUGGACAAUCUCGAGCCUGCUCUCAACGCAGAGGCAUUGAAAUGAAUGCAACUUAUCCAAUCAAAGCCACCUUUGCAUCAUGA